CUUUGCUAUUCAAACCAUGAGUUGACCUUUUUUAACUAGUUUUUUACAACAUGAAUUUUUAAUUUAAGAUUAUUAUGAGAUUCCUGUGUCUUAUAUGAAACCAAUAUCAUAGGUCCACUCUCAUCGCAAACAAACCAAUUCUGCGAAACAAAAAGUGUCGAUAAUUUACGUGAAAUACAAACAAAUACUUGUGAAACAAAUACUAUGAAAAGCAUUAACUCGACGGUCGCCUCGAAUUUCGAAAAGACCUCUGAUUUCUUCAAACAUCAGCUCUCGAGCUGUUCGUCCAAUAUAUCAAAUAAAACACAACUUUUUAAUCAGUCGUCUGGAAGUCGAAAAGGAAGUCUUGAUUUUGAGAGGUCUUCGCGACAUAACUUGGGAUCACAAGAAAACUGCGAGUCGUUGCCAAUCGUGUGCACCACUCCUACGGAGAGUGAUAAUGAGGACACAUCAUCAGUGAUGUCGGGAUCAGCUCUGCAGAAGUCGUCCAAAUACGAGCACCACCUCAAGAGCGAGGCCUCGAAGAUUAAAGUGUUGAGCGAUGGCUUCACAGCCCAGAAGACAACCGCCAGUAAUCAAGAGUUACGGCGUCUGCAGUCAAACGACACGUCCAUCGAAGAGCGCAGUUCGGUGUCAGCGCUGAAGUCCAAACUCGAGGGCAACGGCUUCACGGCGUCGAAGGUGGCGGCCAUACGUCAGGACCAGAAGCAGAUGCAAUACGGAGACACAAUGCACUCACACCAGAGUACAGCCAAAGCCUCGUCACUCAACUUCUGCAGCGACGACGCCGUGUCUCAUAAGAAGACGUUUGAGAGUCAGAAAGAGGAGCGAAUGGUUUCGCACGGAAUGAUACAAAACGCCAAAAAUCUGACCUCUCGCUCGUCGUCCAGAUUUGUGUCCAAUAAGGCCUCCAAUAGCUUACAGUAUGUCAAUCACAACGAAAUCGAUUCCUCGACGGCACAGCCUAUCAUACAGGAGCCCUUCUCGCCGACAAUCCUAUCCUUGACGAAUGAGGUGGACAUGGAGUUUGACUUCUUGAGUAACUUCACGACCGCCACAAAUAGCAUCGGAUUUAACAGCAGUUUUAGUAAUAAUAUUAAUUACGAGAAUAACGUGGAGUCGCGUAAUAUGAAGGGAUCGAUGGAUAAGUUGGAGAGAAAAAUGUCAAAUUUGGUCGAAAAGUUCAAUUCGGCGACUGAUUCUGUGGAGAUAUUAACUGUCAUGACAGAUAUGAUACGUAAGGCCUGGUCUGUGCCGCAGUGCGGCUAUGACUUGGGAUUCAACAUGUCUAAGAUCAUUAGAGAUGGCGGCGCUCUGGAGGUACUCAUCAAGAAUUGCGGACCAGAAGUCCAAUGGGAGAUCCAAUUCCUAAGCGCACAACUGUUAGAGCAGUGCCUGACCUCAGAGAAUAGGGAUUAUGUGGUCGAUAUGGGGCUGUCAGAUGUGGUGAACAUUGCGAACAAAUGUGUGGACAUGGGUUCGGCCGAUGAGGCACAGGUUGGCACCGGACUUCUGGAGCAUCUGUUUAAGCACUCGGAGGACGUCUGCAAAGAAGUGAUUCGUUUGGAAGGAUUGGAUUCCAUAUUAUUUGAGUGCCGGAGUACAGACAUUACCACUUUAAGACACUGCGCCUCAGCGCUGGCCAACCUGUCCCUCUAUGGCGGACCGGACAGCCAGGUGUCGAUGAUUCAACUGAAGGCACACGUCUGGCUGUUCCCUCUGGCCUUCCAUAACGACGAUAACGUCAAAUACUACGCCUGUUUGGCGAUCGCUGUGUUAGUGGCAAACAAGGAGGUGGAGGCGGAUGUGCUGAAGUCGGGAACUCUUAAUUUAGUCGAACCAUUCAUAUCGAGUCACAAUCCAAAAGACUUUGCGCGCAGCCAUACGUCCCAUAUUCACGGCCAGUCCAAGAACUGGCUUUUGAAGUUAGUGCCGGUGCUCAACAGCAAUAGGGAAGAGGCCAGAAGUUUGGCGGCCUUUCACUUCGCAAUGGAGGCCUGGAUCAAGAAAACUCAAGACAAGGUAUCCGUAUUUCGUGAGAUUGGAUGCAUCGACGCCCUGAAGACAGUCGCCGGCUCUCCCAAUGCUAUCGCUUCCAAAUACGCGGCCCAAGCGUUAGGUCUUAUUGGGGAAGAGAUUCCGCACAAACUGUCACAACAGGUGCCCCUUUGGACCAUCGAAGACGUCAAGGAAUGGGUCAAACAGAUAGGGUUUUGUCAAUUCGUGAACGAAUUCACGAGUAGUCGUGUGGACGGCGACCUCUUAAUGCAAUUGACUGAAGACAUGCUGAGAGAAGACAUCGGAAUUAAAAACGGAAUUCUGAGGAAACGAUUUCUGCGGGAAUUGGAGAAACUGAAGCGAAUCAGCGAUUAUUCUUCAUGUGAUGCCACGAAUCUCAAUAAUCUUCUCAACACAUUGGGCCCCGAGUUCUCCAAAUACACGUAUUCUAUGAUUCAGAGCGGAGUCGACCACAACUCGCUUCGUUUGGUCGAUGAAGAGGUGCUGAAGAAUGAGUGCAAAGUUAAUAAUAGUAUACACAGACUGAAGAUAAUGCAAACAAUUAGAGGCAUUAAUGAUAUUUUUCCGGGAAUUGAAGAGAAUCGUGAGGAGAGUGAAAAUUUGGACGUUUUUGUAAGUUAUAGGCGCUCGAAUGGGUCUCAAUUAGCCAGUCUACUUAAAGUACAUUUACAACUGCGAGGAUUCUCUGUAUUCAUUGACGUCGAGAGACUCGAAGCCGGAAAGUUUGACAACAAUUUGUUGAGUUCUAUACGUCAGGCAAAGUACUUCCUAUUAGUCUUAACACCGAACUCAUUGGACAGAUGUCUCGAUGAUGUCGAGUGCAAGGAUUGGGUCCAUAGAGAAGUGGUUGAGGCCCUCCAGAGUAAGUGUAACAUAAUUCCAAUUCUGGACACUUUUCAAUGGCCUGAGAGUGAAUCCCUUCCCGAAGACAUGCGCGCCAUUUGCUACUUCAAUGGCGUCAGGUGGAUCCACGACUACCAGGACGCGUGUGUCGACAAAUUGGAGCGAUUCAUGAGAGGGGAGAUCAAUAAACUGGAGAUCAAUGCACAGCUGCCGACAUCGCGACUGUUCCUGACGGGAGGGCCGGGCACUCCCAGCACGCCAUCCAUCACCAACAUGAAGGCGCCGUUAUAUCAACGCUCCGGUAGUAACGACAGCGGAAAGAGUAGCGAACAGAAUUGAGAGCACA
Molecule: messenger RNA, 3208 nt
Organism: Oppiella nova
Lineage: Eukaryota; Metazoa; Arthropoda; Arachnida; Sarcoptiformes; Oppiidae
Source: the annotation of a GenBank genome assembly